AUGUCGUCCGGAACAGCAAAGGCCUUCAGCAAGAAGUUUUCAGAGCUCCGCUGCUCACGCACUUUCAUCAUCUGCACAGUUGCCAUCGCAGUGUUCGUAGACAUGUUUCUAUAUAGUCUUAUUAUUCCUAUCCUACCUACUCUGCUCACCGAACGGGCACAAGUCACCUCGAGCAAAGUCCAAGUUGCUCUUGCCGGCCUUCUUGCCGCCUAUAAUGUCGCGAUCGUCAUCUGCGCUCCCAUUAGCGGCUAUUUUGCAGACAAAUGGUCUAAUAGAAAGAUGCCACUAUUAGGUGGUUUGUUCGCCCUAGCUGGUGCGACGGUCUUAUUUACAUUAUCAAAGAACCUGGGCCUUCUCUACCUGGCACGCAUACUCCAAGGAGUUUCCGCAUCAAUCGUCUGGGUUGUUGGGCUCGCCUUGCUCGUCGAUGCCACUGGCUCAGAAGACAUAGGCUCUGCAAUGGGCUGGAUCUCGCUAGGGCUAUCUCUUGGGGAUACCUGUGGGCCACUUAUUAGUGGCGUUGUGUAUGAGCGAGCUGGCCACUAUGCGGCAUUCAGCGUAGCCUUUGCUGUAAUCACCGUGGAUAUAAUCCUCCGAUGCCUUCUUCUUGAACCUCAGUCACAAGAUGCCUCAACGCCGGAGGAGGUUCAGCCAGGUCAAGAUUCGGCACCCCAAAGCAUAGAGUCCUAUGUCUUAGAGGGCAGGUCGAACAGAUCAGCAGAAGGUGUGCCCCAGCUUAGCGACAAUGAGUCCGGACUCGAACACCGGCAGGAGAAAGACGUUCCUCAAGGGUCCUUCAACAUCUUCAAACUCCUCAAAUACCCCGACAUGCUUUGCAGCCUCUGGUGUAUUUUUAUGAUCACGGUUGUGCUGACUGGUCUUGAAGCUGUCAUACCAUUACACAUUGAGUUGGCUUUUGGGUGGUCUUCUCAAGGCGCCGGUCUGAUUUUCGUCUCGCUCGCAAUUCCAAUCUUCCUAAGUCCACUUAUCGGCAUGCUAUCUGAUCGCUUUGGCUCUCGUCCACUAUCUGCAGCCGGACUCCUCCUGGCAACAGUCUUUGGGCCACUUUUGGCUCUCAUUCGGUCUUUCAGUGUCGGCCGGGUCGUCCUCCUUGUGUUCUUUCUUGUGGUUAUCGGACUAGGUAUUAGUCUGGUUAUGACACCUGAAAUGGCCGUAAUUUCGAUAUUUUCCAACUCCAAAGCGAAAGAAAAGCCCAACGAGUUUGGUCCAGGAGGCGCUACUGCACAAUGCUGCGCCUUAACGACCAUUGCAACUGCUACGGCAGGUUCAGUCGGGCCUCUUAUUGCGGGUACCAUCCAGUCGAUUUCAGGGUGGACUGCAACAUCUAUAGCGGUUGGGGCAUUUGCCGCUCUCGGACUCGUCCCUGUCCUCCUCAAGGCGACUUACGACCGGAGUUUUAGUCAGCCAAAGGCCGAGGACACAGCUACAAGUUCUGCAGAGACAAGAGAUAUCGACACGACAAGGGCGCCUAUGUGGGGCAGUAAGUGA
Molecule: messenger RNA, 1509 nt
Organism: Hyaloscypha bicolor E
Lineage: Eukaryota; Fungi; Ascomycota; Leotiomycetes; Helotiales; Hyaloscyphaceae
Product: MFS general substrate transporter
Exons: 2
Coding region: 1-1509 (502 amino acids)
Biological process (GO): transmembrane transport
Molecular function (GO): transmembrane transporter activity
Source: RefSeq, a predicted model, not a curated record